Chaetomium globosum CBS 148.51 is the source of this 2484-nucleotide messenger RNA. RefSeq lists its product as uncharacterized. The record is from RefSeq and is a predicted model, not a curated record. Gene Ontology annotation, biological process: protein phosphorylation. Bases 1 to 2484 code for a protein of 827 amino acids. Gene Ontology annotation, molecular function: ATP binding; protein kinase activity. The transcript has 4 exons. NCBI's taxonomy places the organism in Eukaryota, Fungi, Ascomycota, Sordariomycetes, Sordariales, Chaetomiaceae.
AUGGGGGCGUUGAAGCCUUGUCCGACCAUGUGUUCCACUUCUCCGCGCCCGUCUAGCCCCAGCAGUUCGUCGCUUCUCCAAACUCGCGUCGGCUCUUCUCCCCACGGGGACCCGCAUCGGCCCGGUAUGAGCGAGCUCGGUGAUGGAGGAUGGCAAACGGUGAUGCCGACGUCCCACGCCGGUAUGAAACGCCUGCCCCAUUCGCAACUUGAGGAGUGCGAGCGCAAAAUUCUGGAAGACUGGGAAGCGUCGCGGCACCACUGGUCUGGCAUAGGAAAGCACCUCCCCCUCGAUGACUUCACCGAAGCGAGAAAGCUCCACGACCGGCUCAAGGUCGCCUGCGACACACCACUCGGCUCCGGAAGUUUUGGCGUCGUGCAGAAAGUUCAGUUUCACUGGAACAACCGAUCAAUAUGCCUGGCGCGGAAGCAGGUCCGGCCGCCAUACCGGAGAUAUCCGAUGUGCCUGUUGCGGGAGGAAGCCAACGUUAUGGAGAGACUCGACCAUGACCAUAUCGUGAAACUCGUCGGGACGUACUGCAUUCAGACAAGUCUCUACCUCCUCCUCUGGCCCGUUGCCGUUUGCAACCUUGACAUUCUACUCAACGACAUCGAUUCCCUCCGAACAAACGACGGUGAUCGCGACGACAUCAUCAACCGACUACAUGCCCUAGGCCUCGGCGACUUUACCGCCAUCGAAGCCCUCCACUCAACUGUUCGGACCUCUACCAACAACGAUAACUGUCCCCUUGAGUACCUGCUCCGAAUCAUGGGAUGCAUCACCCGGGCCGUAGCAUAUUGUCACGGGUCCAAUAUACGCCAUCUCGAUCUCAAGCCCUCCAACAUUCUUCUCAACCCGGGCCGCGUUUACCUCGCCGACUUUGGCAUUGCAAAGGACGUCCACGACCGAGAAAACACCAUGACCAGGGGCCUACAAGGAACCCCGAAGUGGAGGGCCCCGGAGCUGCAUCAAAGCAAGACCGACUGGUCCAUGAAAGCGGCCGACGUCUACUCCCUGGGCUUGAUACUGCUCAACAUUUUCACCGUGGUAUACAACGCGCCCUUGGAUGAGUUCGACGCCCUGCUCGGAGAUGUGUGCGUGGACGGCAGGGCCGAGAAAUUAGAAAAGUUUUUACCCAAGCUUGAGGGUUUGGCCUUGGCGUCGCAGGAGGUGGAUGAUGCCAACGCCCCGACAUUUGGCCCCAAACACAUUGUCGGUUUAGCUUCGAGGAUGGUAUCAAAGGAGCCAGGCUCGAGGCCGGUUAUCUUCCAAGUUGAUUCCGAACUCGUCGAGCUUGGCGGGCUUGACCAAGUUUACCACUUCCAAUGCUGCAAGCGAAGUAGCCGAUUCUUGACGGAACGCAUAAACACCAAACUCAAAGUCGUUGCUGAGGAGCGCGACCGCCUGCGGGUAGAACAUGCGCAAAUGGCUAAGCGUCUGCAGGUCCUAGAAGCCCGGGAUGAGACGUACGAGCGUCGCUUGGAAAACGAACGCAGAACGCAUGCUGAGAACAUCACCAAACUGCAAGCCCAGCUCGACAAGGAGCGGGCCGGGCGGAAAAUGGUCGAUGAGCUCCUCGCCGAGAUGCAACAGAACCGGAAACAGCGCCGCCCUGUUGCCCCCUACCCAUCCGCCAACCUUCCCCCCAUCCAACCUACCCAGCCCAGGCGGCCUCAUGAUGCGAACGCGCCCAAAAUCAAAUCUCCAACCUGCUGUGGCUCCCCAGCAACAGCCACCGGCGACUCAGGUCCAACAGCCGAGUCCCGCCCCGGCAGCAUUAUCUCAAAGACGUCCGCUCUGCCUGCGCCGCUCCGGCGGGACUCUCUCAUCCCGUCGCCAUCUCCAUCCCCAGGCCCCAUCUCCGCUAGUAACCCCAGUCCCGAACUCGCGGGCUUCACGCUCCGGUCCCGCAAAUCCGGUUCACGGCUACCCCUCGCUGUCAACCCCGCGACGCCCAUCCGGACAGGCACACCCAUCAGUCACCAGGAUUUAUCAUCGACGGACAGCACUCAGUAUAGCAUGAGCGACUCCGUCUUCAGCCGCCUCAGUCUUUCCAAGGUCUCGGUGGCGGGGACCAGCGUCCCCGGAACGCCCCCAACGACCCGCAGUCCGGCUGUGGUCAACGGGCGGAGGGAAGAGAGCCCAACCGCGGUGCCAAAGAGCCCCCGCUACGGAGAACCGGGUCCAGAAACGCCUCCCUCGCCCGACAUCCCGCACGGACUGGGCCUCGGGUUGACCGACCGGGAGCGGAGAGAAAGUAUCGUUAGUGGAACCGGCGACGGCGAAAGCAUUCGGGACACAGCGAGCGUGACCAGCUCGGCGGCUUUCCCCCCGUCGGGGACGCUGAGCCCCGUGCUGAGUGGGUCUGCGCUGUCGUCGCCGAGGGCGGCGUAUGCUUCGGCUGACACCGCGCGACGGGACGUACCGUCGUUGCCGACGGCUCAGAGUUGGGCGGAUGUUGCGCGGCGGCAAAGGAAGGGCUGA